Messenger RNA from Rana temporaria (common frog), 6570 nucleotides. RefSeq names its product potassium voltage-gated channel subfamily H member 2 (gene KCNH2). Gene Ontology annotation, cellular component: membrane. The record is from RefSeq and is a predicted model, not a curated record. Gene Ontology annotation, molecular function: inward rectifier potassium channel activity. Bases 519 to 4022 code for a protein of 1167 amino acids. The transcript has 15 exons. Gene Ontology annotation, biological process: potassium ion transmembrane transport; regulation of ventricular cardiac muscle cell membrane repolarization; regulation of heart rate by cardiac conduction. Lineage: Eukaryota; Metazoa; Chordata; Amphibia; Anura; Ranidae.
GUUGCAUGGAAUGGAAGAGUUAACCAAAGGGCGCACGUGUUUUUCUGUAGACUGAAGUACGAUGAUAGCGGACCACCAGCUGAUCUGAGUACAGGUGCACGCGGCGGCGUGACAGGUGCAUGUGCCGCUCCGGCGUUCCAUAUCCCAAGCAUCAGGUUAGGACCACAGGAGACACCAAUGACCCCCAACAAGUCCACGGGGAUCGGCUAGCUGGAGGCACGUCUGUGUUCUGGCCUCGUCCUCCACUCCUUGGUUUGUGUUCCGAUAUUGUGGAAAGGUUGGACCCCUCCGUCCGUUCCGUCCGUUCCGUCACCUCCGUCCGUUCCGUCCUCUCCGUCAUCUCAAUCUGGAACUUUUGGGCUCUCGUAUGUCUCCUGGCUCCUUCAACGUUGUCCACCUGGUGGAUGUGACUCGGACUCCGUCCAUAUCGCCUUUGUGUGGGCAGUAGAUGCGGCACCAACCACCUUCGGUGUGAUCGCAAGAAGGACCGUGGCACAGAACGGACUCAUGGGAUAAGGAUGCCGGUCCGUAGAGGUCACGUCGCCCCUCAAAACACCUUCCUGGACACCAUCAUACGCAAGUUUGAAGGACAAAGUCGGAAGUUCAUCAUCGCCAACGCCCGCGUGGAGAACUGCGCCGUGAUUUACUGUAACGAUGGCUUCUGCUCCAUGUGCGGCUACACCAGGGCGGAGGUCAUGCAGCGGCCCUGCACCUGCGACUUCCUGUACGGCCCGCGCACCACCUCCGGCGCCGUGUCCCAGAUCGCUCAGGCCCUGGUGGGAUCCGAGGAGCGUAAGGUGGAGAUCUCCUUCUACCGCAAAGACGGAAGCUGCUUCCUGUGUCUGGUGGACGUCGUCCCGGUGAAGAAUGAGGAUGGGACGGUCAUCAUGUUCAUCCUGAACUUUGAGGUGGUGAUGGAAAAGGAGCACCUGACGUCUCCCGGCAAAAACACCAACCACCGGGUGCAGUCCCACUGGUUCCCCUCAGGUCGCGGGAAGUCCUUCCGCCUGAAGCUCCCCACCUUAUUGGCUCUGACGGGCAGCAAGCAGUCCCUCCCCCAGGAGGACCCCGAUGUCGUGGUCGUGGACUUCAACAAGCACGCCGGUGACUCGGUGGCCCUGGAAGAUGUCGGCACGGCUCCGGCUGAGAACUGCAUUGGCUCUAGGCCCGAGGACCAGCAGGCGCUGAUCGGCGACGCGGAGACGAAGGUUUUCCCGGAGGGCGAUGGCGCUAAAGAUCCCGCGGGGCAAUCUUCACCCCGGGCGGAGAAAGAUCACCUGAACCUCGACAUGUCCUUCUCCAACUGCAGCCUCACCCGCUCCCGGGAGAGCUUCUACAGCAUCCGCAGGGCCUCCUCCGUGGACGAGAUCGAGGCCAUGAAGGUGGAUCUGGACAAGAAGUUCCGGAGCCGCAACUCCAGCACAGGUGCCAUGAACAACGUUCGAGUGAAUCUCCUAAACUCUACAUCAGAUUCGGAUCUCAUGAAGUACAGAACAAUCAGCAAGAUCCCGCAGAUCACCCUGAACUUUGUGGACUUUAAGGGAGACUCCUUCCUCACCUCACCUUCCAAUGAAAAGGAGAUCAUAGCGCCUACCAAGCUGAAGGAACGGACCCACAAUGUCACGGAGAAGGUCACGCAGGUUUUGUCCCUGGGAGCAGACGUCCUUCCCGAGUACAAACUGCAAGCCCCCCGUAUCCACAAGUGGACCAUCCUCCACUACAGUCCCUUCAAAGCCGUCUGGGACUGGCUGAUCCUCCUGCUGGUCAUCUACACGGCCAUCUUCACGCCCUACUCGGCCGCCUUCCUCCUGAACGACCAGGAAGACGUGACCAAUGAGAACUGCAGCUAUUCCUGCAACCCGCUGAGCGUGGUGGACCUCAUGGUGGACAUCAUGUUCAUCAUCGACAUCCUCAUCAACUUCCGCACCACCUACGUCAACACCAACGAGGAGGUGGUCAGCCACCCGGGCAAGAUCGCCAUCCAUUACUUCAAAGGCUGGUUCCUCAUCGACAUGGUGGCCGCCAUACCCUUCGACCUCUUGAUCUUUGGCUCCGGCACCGAGGAGACCACCACUCUGAUUGGCCUGUUGAAGACGGCCCGCCUCCUGCGCUUGGUACGGGUGGCCCGUAAGUUAGACCGCUACUCGGAGUACGGAGCCGCCGUCCUCUUCCUCCUCAUGUGCACCUUCGCCCUCAUCGCUCAUUGGCUGGCCUGCAUCUGGUACGCCAUCGGUCACAUGGAACACUACGACCAGGAAUAUCGAUCGAUCGGCUGGCUCUAUUCGCUGGGCACCCAGAUCAUGAAGCCGUACAACAACAGCAACAUGAAGUCGGGGCCGUCCAUCAACGACAAGUAUGUCACCGCCCUCUACUUCACCUUCAGUAGUCUGACCAGCGUGGGCUUCGGGAACGUGUCCCCCAACACCAACUCCGAGAAGAUCUUCUCCAUAUGCGUCAUGCUGAUCGGAUCGUUGAUGUACGCCAGCAUUUUCGGGAAUGUGUCCGCGAUCAUCCAGAGGUUGUACUCCGGCACCGCCAGGUACCACACACAGAUGCUGCGGGUCCGAGAGUUCAUCCGAUUCCACCAGAUUCCCAACCCCCUACGCCAGCGACUGGAGGAGUAUUUCCAACACGCCUGGUCAUACACCAACGGCAUUGACAUGAACGCGGUUUUGAAAGGGUUCCCAGAAUGCCUUCAAGCUGAUAUUUGUCUUCACCUCAAUCGGAGUCUUCUGCAGAACUGUAAGCCCUUCAAAGGGGCCACCAAGGGCUGCCUGCGGGCGCUGGCCAUGAAAUUCAAAACCACUCACGCUCCUCCGGGUGACACGUUGGUGCAUGCGGGCGAUGUGCUCACUGCUCUCUACUUCCUGUCCCGUGGAUCCAUCGAAAUCCUGCGCGGUGACGUCGUGGUCGCUAUAUUAGGUAAGAAUGACAUAUUCGGGGAGCCCAUCAAUCUCUACGCCCGGCCUGGGAAGUCCAACGCCGACGUCCGCGCCCUGACCUACUGCGACCUGCACAAGAUUCACCGCGAGGACCUGCUGGAGGUCCUGGACAUGUACCCAGAAUUCUCCGACUAUUUCUGGUCCAGCCUGGAAAUCACCUUCAACCUCCGAGAUACCAAUAUGAUCCCGGGAUCUCCGGCCAGCUGCGACUCGGAUAACGGAUUCAACAAGCUGAGGCGGAGGAAACUCUCUUUCCGCAGACGGACGGAUAAAGUACUUCCUCCCACAGAUGCCAAGACUGCCGGGGAGCUCAAGAAAGGUGAAAGGUCAAGCCGGCUGAGCGAGAACAACCUGGCCCCCGGGGACAAGAGUUGGGGUGAACAGCACAGCAGCGGGCCAUCCAGUUCCUCGUCCAGUGAUGACGAACAGCCAGCACCAUUGUCCAGCACGGUGGAGCUGUCCCCGACGAGGGCAACGUGCAGCAACUUUGCCGCACCGAUCGCGGGCGAGGGAGACGCAGAGCAAGGCACCGGGGACGUGUGCAAUCACCUGUCAGGAGCGUUUUCUGGGGUGUCGAACAUCUUCAGCUUUUGGGGAGAUCGAAACGGUCGUCAGUACCAGGAGCUGCCGCGGUGCACCAUCCCCACCCACUCCACCAUCAGCGCUCCUGUGCCUUCCAUAAGUCGGCGCCAAAAAUGUGAAUUGGGGAACCGGCUGGACCUCCUGCAGAAACAACUGAACAGGCUGGAGAGCCGAAUGGUGAACGAUAUAAACGCCAUCAUGCAGUUACUACAGAAGCAGAUGCUCCUGGGGCCCCCCGCCUACAGCGCCGUCUCCUCCCCCCCACAGAUGUCCAGCUGCCCGCCGUGUGCCGACCCGACACUGGCAUCUUCUUCUCAGGUUUAUGAUCGCCAGGACAUGGAGGGCGUAAAGUACAAAAUGUGUGAAAUGCCGCUGGCGCCCCACACUCUGAACGUUGAAGGAACGUCCAGCUCCCGGCGCCUGUCUCUUCCCGGGAACCUGGAGGACCCUCUGGACUUGAGGACCCCUCAGAGACAUUCGUCUGACCCGGGCAGUUAGGGGCGGGGGUGCAAGGGGGGCAGACUUUGGGCACAAGCCACGUUCCUGGCACCUGGGACGUCACGCCAGGAAAUCUUCGGUAGCACAGACACCCGACAUGCAGUAGGCGGACGGAGCGGGUGACAAUAACACGGAGCGGAAGCUCCAACGCGGAGAGAGAAGAAAUGCGGAAGAGCGAUAUUAAAGAACAUUUCUAUGAUAUCAGAGCCUCGGGCGCUCCUAGGAGGCAGUAUGCGGCAUGCAUGAUCCUGGGCUGCGGCUCACGCCACUCGCAAACCUUUUUCUCCUCUUCCUAUCACAUUCUGGCUGCCGUUCUGUAACAGCGACGCGAUGACGAUGUGUAACCAGGUAGAGUACACCGUAUAUCAUCCAAUGACUGAGGCGGCCAAUGUGGAGCCACCAUACCUUAGCAUCCUCUACGGGGGAAUUCCCACAUAAAGGGCGCACGCACUGUUCUGCGAUACUGAUUACUCCUCACAGCGGAUUGGAUGAACCCGACGGCCCCUUCCUGAGAAUGUCGAGCAUGACCCCCUCUAUGGGGGUCUCCAUGGAUGAGAACUGUCUUCCGAUAUAUAUGAGUGGAAUAUCUCAAUCACCAAUGUAGUCACCAUAAAUGUUUCUUCCAAUGCCGUCAUUCUGAUCACCGCCAUUCGUUGUCGCUCUUUGUCCCGUCUAACCAUUAACGCUUUCAGCUGUCAGAGGCCUCUGGGCCCCUAAUCACCACAAAUACAUGGAGAGGGGGAAGAGAUGAGGGAAUCGGACCCCAAUUUUCCACAGAUCAGGUUAUUCUUCUUCAGUAGGUCUCCGAAUUCAUCAAAUAUUAAACUAUCCGAUCCAUGGAUGACUAGCCAACACAUAAACCCGUUCCCUAGGAUCCAGACACAAAACGGCACACUGAAGAAUUCAGAUAAAAAGACCGUCUGCUAGAUAGAAAUAGUAAAUAUUCCACCUAAAGUGACUUGAUCAGGACAUAUCUCCAGAAAUAAUCCUUCCAAUUGAACACCAAUGGUUCCACCAAUUGAACACCAAUGGUUCUACCAAUGGAACACCAAUGGUUCCACCACUGGACUACCAAUUGAACACCAAUUGUCCCACCAAUUGAACACCAGUGGUUCUACCAAUGGAACACCAAUGGUUCUACCAAUGGAACACCAAUGGUUCUACCAAUGGAACACCAAUUGAAUACCAAUGGUUCCAUAAAUGGAACACCAAUGGUUCCACCACUGGACCACCAAGUUAACACCAAUGGUUCCACCAAUUGAACACCAGUGGUUCUACCAAUGGAACACCAAUUGAACACCAAUGGUUCCACAAAUGGAACACCAAUGGUUCCACCACUGGACCACCAAUUGAACACCAAUUGUCCCACCAAUUGAACACCAGUGGUUCUACCAAUUGAACACCAAUGGUUCCACAAAUGGAACACCAAUGGUUCCACCACUGGACCACCAAUUGAACACCAAUUGUCCCACCAAUUGAACACCAGUGGUUCUACCAAUGGAACACCAAUGGUUCCACCAUUUGAACACCAAUGGUUCUACCAAUGGAACACCAAUGGUUCUACCAAUGGAACACCAAUUGAACACCAAUGGUUCCAUAAAUGGAACACCAAUGGUUCCACCACUGGACCACCAAUUUAACACCAAUUGUCCCACCAAUUGAACACCAGUUGUUCUACAAAUGGAACACCAAUGGUUCCACAAAUGGAACACCAAUGUUUCCACCACUUGAACACCAAUUGAAUACCAGGUCACACCAACUGGAAACACUCUCUUUAGGUAGCAAAAGGAUAGGUGUCACCAUGAAUGGAAACUUCUGAAGUGGACAUGACAAGAACCAUGGAGCAAGGAACUACAAAAAAUGCCCCAAAGGCUGUAGAGAAGAAGGGACCAAAGUUGUAUCCUGGUUUAGUUUCAGGGUCGUGCCCCAUCAUUACAAUGGAGGGGGAGGUACUAUGGAAGCCUUCAGAUAGGCUAGGGAGGAUUGCUGUUGGUGCCCAAAUGAGCUCCAUGGCAUCAGGAAACCAGAGCUUGUGAAUGAGGAGCAUAAAUAAAACCCAGAGCUGUCUUUGACGAAGUCCUGCGGCCUUGGAGUCUGGAAAUGCACCGCCACUCACCCAUACGUCCUCCCUAGCCUAUCCGAUGGGCUUUCAUCCGCUCUGAUGAAGGGGCAAGGCCAUGAAAUUAAACCAGGAUACCACUUCGGACCCCUCUUCUCUUAUAGCUCUUUGGGGCAUUUUUGUAGUUCCUGGCUCGAAGGUCGUUGCUGUGUCCACGUCAGAAGUUUCCAUCCAUGGUGACGGCUCUCCUUUUCCCGGCUAAUUAAUGAGGGUGUUUCCACCAAUUGUAGAUGUGUCCUGGUGUUUUAUUGGCGAGGUGUUUUCUUGUGAUAUGGCUUGUCGCUUUAUUGUAAGAGCAAUUUUACCAUUUUUAUCUAUUAUUCUGUGCGUUUUUUGAUGUUUUUCUCUCUUGCACAGCCUUUUGUUAUAUACAGAGUUGGCAAGGAUGAACACAUUUGCCUUGUUUCCAGUAAAUCACGGUACAUUUGA